This is a messenger RNA of Carya illinoinensis, 1162 nucleotides long. RefSeq names its product VQ motif-containing protein 4-like. Lineage: Eukaryota; Viridiplantae; Streptophyta; Magnoliopsida; Fagales; Juglandaceae. The transcript has a single exon. The record is from RefSeq and is a predicted model, not a curated record. The coding region runs from base 311 to 1003 and encodes 230 amino acids.
UGUGCAUUUUCUCUCUGGCCAAUCAACUCCAACACCCACCCAAAAAGGCAAUGCAAAUUUUCUUCACUGAUAGAGACUAUAAUAUAGAAACCAAGGUCUCCAAGACGCAUGAGAGAUGAGCAGCGCACACAAAAACAAAAAGCACAGCAAAUAAGCAACCUUUCCCCAUCAAACCUUGUUUUUCACUCUUCCACCCCUCCUUCUCCCACCCAAAUCAACCCCCCCCCGCCCUAAUUGUGUCUCUCUUUUUCUCUCUCUCUCUCUCUCUCUCUCUCUCUCUUUCUCGGGGGUGUUGGAGACGGACCCAUCAAUGGAAAAAACCUCAAAACCCCAAGAAAGAGAGAACCCAUUUCCCAUAAACUCCCCAACCAGCAAUGUCAUCAACAGUGCGUGCAGCAGCAACAGCAAUGGGCUCCAAAACCCCACCCCGCCUCUCACCCCAAAGGCCAUCCCCAGAUCUGACUCCAACCCCUACCCAACGACUUUUGUUCAAGCGGACACCUCUACCUUCAAACAAGUUGUCCAAAUGCUCACGGGCUCAUCGGAGACCCCCAAACCAUCGCCGAGGCCGAACCAAGAUCCAUCACAAGCUCCGUCCAAGAACCAUAGCAUACCACCUAUCAGGACUGCACAAAAGAAGCAACAAGGGUUCAAGCUCUACGAGAGGAGGAACAACCUCAAGAACAGCCUCAUGAUCAACACCUUGAUGCCGAACUUUGCUCAGAACCCCGGGUUCUCGCCGCGCAUGCCGGAGAUUCUCUCUCCAAGCCUGCUCGACUUUCCUUCACUUGCUCUUAGCCCUGUGACCCCAUUGAAUGGAGAAGACCCGUUUGACAAAUCCUCCUCGCCGUCUCUGGGAAGCUCAUCGGAGGAGGAGAAGGCCAUCGCGGAGAAAAAGUUCUACUUGCAUCCGUCGCCGAUGACGACGCCAAGAGAUUCCGAGCCACAGCUUUUGCCUUUGUUUCCCGUGACUUCGCCAAGAGUUUCAGGGUCUUCUUCCUGAUCGAGAGAGGUCUUGUAUGAAGGGUGUUACAGUUUAAAAGGAGGGAUUCAUGGCGGGUUUAGGAUGGUUCUCAGAAUCUCAGUGACAAGCAGACAUCUUGCUUUUUAAUUGUACAAUUUCAUCCCUCUUUUUCAUAGAAUGAUGACGGUCUUCGUUUUA